CAAUGUCUCCAGUGGGCAGGGGAGCCACGAUGGCUGCCCCUCACACAGCCAGCCUGGAGGGCCCAAGCACCAUGCAGAGACAGGAGAAGAACCUCAGCCAGCGCGUCCCGGAGCUGUGUGCCGUCAUAGGCUUGCAAGAGCAAGGCAGGAAAUUCUUCACCCAAUGGUGUGAGGAAAAGCUCAGCCAGAACGGAGAGCUGCUCCCCGGCCUGCGUGAGCUGAUGCAGGAGGACAGCCAAGCCCUGGAAGCCCUCCAGAAGGUGGAGAGAGCCCUCUCCUGCCCCCAGAGCAGGAAGCUCGCUGUCUCUAAGGUCUUUGGAGCACGGGAGCACUCGGACAUGGCCUUCACCAGCAGGACAGCAGAGGUAACAACGGGCAGGAAUUCCUUCUUCUAUGAGUGCCUGGUGAGCCCUGUCUCCAACCUGGUGAACUUAUCCAUCCAGGCAGCCCAGGAGGAGCUUCAGGAUGAAAUCUAUGACCAGGUGAAGUUGUGCAACCUGCUGCUGUACCAGGUGAGGCAGCGGAGCCAGGCCCGGGAGCAGCUGCAGAGGUGCCUGCAGCAGCUGCAGGACGUUGAGGUGGAUGACAACCAGGACCAGCUGCAGGUGAUUCACCAGGUGGAGAACAGCAUUGAGAAGAUGCUGACGAAAGGCCGGGCUGGGGAGAAGGUGACAGCCCUGUACCUGGGGCUAGGGGAGGUCCUGAGAAAGGAGCUGGCCCACCUGCCUAGCCAUCUGGACCUCCUGUGUGGGACAGCCAACCUGUACCAUGGGGAGCUGGAAGACAUGGAGCUCAUGGCCUCUGACACCCUCAGAACCACUCAUAUAACCAAGGAGGACAUGGCCAAGGUGGAAGCUCAGUUCGUCAAGGAGAGAGAGCUCAGGUUCCACUCCCUGGCCUCUGCCAGGGUUCCCAUUGACAGGCAGUGGCUGAAGGAAGCCAGGGCAAGGAUAGAGCAAUCCAGGUAUGACCUCACCACGGACUUACAUCAGGAACCACUGGUGGAUGCUGACACAAAGGCCACCAAGAUGCAGCUGGAGCAUGAGGCCCGGGUGACAGAGGAGGUGCAGAGGGCCAAGGCCGUGGUGCAGUGCUCCUGCCUCUGGGACAUCCCCAGCAGGUUCCUGGCACAGCAGAAGUGCUCAGCAGACCUGGAGCAGUGCAUCAAGGAGAGCAAGGAGAAGAAGGAGCAGCUGAAGGAGACACUGAAGGAGCUGGAGCUGAAGCUGGCUGAGCUGAUGUUUCACCAGCCCCCCAGCACAACCAGCGUGGUUGGCUUCAGGCAGCUGGAGGAGGAGAGGAGGAUGAACCUGCAGAGGGAGGAGGCUCGGCUGCGGCAGCUGCAAGGCCGGGUGCUGAGGAACCAGGAGCUCCUGCUUGAGUUUGAAAGCGGCAUCAACAGCCUCAGUGCCCGCCUGGGGGGCAUCACCCUGCCCGAGCAGGAUGAUUCAGCUGAGGCCACGGAGGCGGAGGAGAAGCUGCGGCAGUGCCAGCAGAAGCUGCAGUUCCUGCUGCGGAGGGUGGCUGACCUGCCCCCAGACACUCACGGCCCUGACGAGGACAAUGAGACAUUCACCAAGGUCAGAAAUCUCUUGGAGAAAGCAGCCACAAAUGAUCCACAGAAUCUGAAGAUCUCCUUGGAGGACUCAGACAGCAGCAUCCAAGACUUGACUUUUGCUGACAAGGGCCACGGCCAUGUCCCCUCCCGGGAGUACAUCAAGAAGCAGGGGCUGCAGCUGAUUGAGAAGAAGAAGAAGAAGAGUGCCAAGCACUAG
Messenger RNA from Dryobates pubescens (Downy woodpecker), 1775 nucleotides. RefSeq names its product coiled-coil domain containing 183 (gene CCDC183). The transcript is spliced from 14 exons. The record is from RefSeq and is a predicted model, not a curated record. Lineage: Eukaryota; Metazoa; Chordata; Aves; Piciformes; Picidae. Bases 3 to 1775 code for a protein of 590 amino acids.